GUGGUGGUGUGUGUAUUGGUACAAGUACUCAUGCUAAAAGACAUGCUGAUUGGCUGAGCAGGGCCCUCCCUCUGCUCUUUAUAGCUGCCACUCACCUGCAGGAGUAAAAUCAGCACACUCAAACUUUCUCCGUUCAGCUCGGAGCCCUACCCUGCCUGGGGUGAACAUGAGCAAUGAGUCCUAACUUGAGUGGACUGUUUAAGAGUGAAUGUUUUUUUUACUGUUGUAAAAAUGCUCGAAGCUCCCAGCUGGCCUGCAUUCCUCACAGGAGCGGACCUGCUGUGUGCAUCUACCACAGGGUCUCUACUGAGUGACGAGAAACUAGGCAGCAUUUUUUACCCCAGGAUUAACAGAACUCUUUGUUUUGCCUGCAAACAUCCUUCUUUUUAUACACCAUGGAGAGGAUGGAGCUGAAGAAAGUGUGUACUGAGGCGGAUGAUGACAGCAACGACAGCCUGGACGAGCGCUACUCUGGGCCCAGCAACUUAGAGAAGGCCACCAUGAACAGCCAGUAUCUUGAUGAAGAUGAUGCAGAGAGUCAGAAGUUUCUUGCAAAUGGAAUAAUGAAGAAGAAGAAGUUUGAGGAGUAUCAUGAAGAAUAUCACCCGGGUCAUGCCUCAUUUGGCAUGUCUGUGUUUAAUCUCAGUAAUGCCAUCAUGGGAAGUGGAAUCCUGGGCCUCUCUUUUGCGAUGGCCAACACUGGAAUCAUCCUCUUUUUUAUUCUCCUUUUCGCUGUUGCUAUUCUGUCGCUCUACUCCAUUCACCUGCUGCUUGUAACAGCUAAAGAAGGAGGCUCCCUUAUCUAUGAAAAGCUGGGUGAAAGGGCGUUCGGGUGGCCGGGGAAAAUGGCAGCGUUUGGGUCUAUAAUCAUGCAGAAUAUUGGAGCCAUGUCCAGCUACCUGUUCAUCGUGAAAUACGAGCUGCCAGAGGUUAUCCGAGCCUUUCUGGGACUAGAGGAGAAUUCUGGUGAGUGGUAUCUGAACGGGAAUUACCUGGUGGUAUUCGUGUCUGUUGGAGUUAUUCUACCCCUGGCCCUGCUGAAGAACCUGGGUUACCUGGGCUACACCAGCGGCUUCUCUCUCUCCUGCAUGGUCUUCUUUCUGGGCGUGCUGAUUUAUAAGAAGACCCAGCUCCCGUGUCCUUUGCCGUUCUUCUUCCACCACUCCACUAAUACGAGCCUAAACGGUUCGGAACUGAUGAAUCCGUACGCGUUGCUUAAUCACUCUGCUCUGAUGGAGUUUUCUCGAGCGGACGUGAGCAGCAGUCACCUGGACCCCCAUUCUACUGCUUUACCUGCGUCUGGCAUCCAUUACGCACCUCAUUCGGACGACUAUGAGGAAAUGUGCACGCCUAAAUACUUUGUGUUUAACUCCCAGACUGCUUACACUAUUCCUAUCCUGGCUUUUGCCUUUGUGUGUCACCCAGAAGUCCUUCCCAUUUACAGUGAACUCAAAGAUCGCUCUCGAAAGAAAAUGCAAACUGUUUCAAACCUGUCGAUUCUGGCGAUGCUGAUCAUGUACAUGCUGUCAGCACUGUUUGGUUACCUCACAUUCUACGAUAAUGUGGAGGCGGAGCUGCUGCACACGUUUACCAAGGUUUAUAAGUUUGACACGAUGCUUCUGUGUGUGCGUCUCGCCGUGCUGACUGCCGUAACACUCACCGUUCCCAUCGUCCUCUUCCCUAUUCGCUCUUCCAUCACCACGCUACUAUUUGCUGGGCGAGAAUUCAGCUGGAUCCGACAUAUCCUCAUUGCAGCCGCCAUCUUGUUUUUCAACAAUCUUCUCGUCAUCUUCGUCCCAACAAUCAGAGAUAUUUUCGGCUUUAUAGGCUCCUCUGCUGCCACCAUGCUCAUCUUCAUCCUCCCAGCUGCCUUCUACCUGCGCUUGGUGAAGAGCAUACCGUUCAGAUCCACCCAGAAGAUAUCAGCAGCCAUUUUCCUAAUCGUGGGCAUCAUCUUCAUGAUUGGCAGCUUGUCUCUCAUCAUUCUUGACUGGAUCCACAAUCCUCCUGGUUCUGGAGGUGGCCAUUAAACUGAGGGUUUAUUCAGACUGAGGGUUAUUAUUAUGUGACCGACACGUUGCAGAAGACCCUCUCAGCAUCACAGCAUUACAAACAGACAUUCAGCCAACGUGAUCUCUUUUUCUCUCUAUGUCUUUAUUACGUUCUUUCAGUGUCAUCACAUGCCAUUCUUUAAUACCGAGCACGCCACACUCUUUGACGAGGCAGUUGCACACGAAACUCCGCGUUCAGCUCUUUGGAAAAGAGAGAGAUAGAGAAGCAAAAAAAAAAAUUCUCAAGAGUCUCAACUGGCUGCCUCAGACACUGCAGAAGCAAAAAGGCCGCCGUGGUGCUUCAGGAGGUCAUCCUCACGAUGGAUACAGAGCACUUCUAGAUUGCGUUUCAAGAUUUUUAUGAAUGUUCACGAACAGGCACAAAUGACACCAACACACUUGUUAGCUAACACUAGGGUUUUUUUGUUGUUGUUGUUCGGUUUUUUGUUUGUUUGUUUUUUGUUUUUAUUUUAAGCACCAGAGAGCAUUUUAUUUUGUUUAGCAACAAACGUUGCAUUGCAUUUCUAUUACAUGUAAUUAGAACUUGAUAUUCAUGGUUUUUUUUCACUCUGAACAAAAAAAAUCUCUUUCACAGUUAAGUGGACUCACUGCCAUCGAUUUACACGUUGAUGGUCGGAGUUUACUUCAAUUUCCUUCGACUGUGUUUACAAUGUAAUGCUUAAACAAAACUUAGACAACUGACCUUUAUGCAGAAAUUGUACGAUUCUAUCAAACCCAAUGUAGGGCCUCGGGGAUCUUGUCCCUAAACGCUGAGUGUGAAUCCUAAAUGUCCAGCUUCAUUCCAGCUCUGAUAAAGUCACACCACACGAGCGAGGCACGGAAAUAGGACAGCUGGCUCUGACGUUUUUUUGGCUUUAGGUGAAAUCUGAGAGCUUGAUGCCAGAACAGGUUUCCAGUCAUCAGCUUCUGUGUGAACAGUAUCGGUGCUACAGUACUAGUAUUAAACGAGUGCUUCGCUAAAGUUUUGUUAAAUUCUGUCAGAGCAGACGGGAAGAACGCUUCAGGAUCUCUCACACCGUACUGUACAUCCACUCAUAUCGCUCUCCAGGGGUUAUUUUCUGAAUUGGUGGUGGUGCUGGGCUAUAAAUCAGGGCACCAAAUUCUUAUUCUGUUGUCCCUCAAAAAAAAAAAAAAAGAAAACAUUGUAAGUGUCGUCUUACUUCAGCUGGGUUCAGUAAUAAUAUCUUCAGUUUUAUAACAUCCCCCAAACGUCAUCUAUUUUUGUUUUUUUCUUUCACGGUGUCGUCCCACGCCGCUGUAAAGGUUUAUUCAUCAUGUCAGAGCGGAGCUGUGUCCUCAUGGGGUGCAGAGACCAAUAGACAACAAACCAAACACUGCUGAAUUGACUGUUUUGUGCUUUUUUUUUGUUUUGUUUUUUGGUUUGUUUUUAAUCCCGCCAAAGUGGACAGUAUUUAUAGAUCCUUUGUUGAUCUACAUAGACAUAGAGAGAUAUUUCGAAUGAAAUGGUAUAUUUUGUGCAUGUUUUGGAUCAUGGUCUUUUUUGACAGUUGUAUAUUCUUUGUAAAUAAUCUACUAGAAGGAACACUUCAUGAGCUUCUUCAGGGAAAUGAGGGAAAUCAUCUCAAGUGUUUACUCAUAGACUUUUAUGUAUUUUAGUUCUAUUUUUUAGUCAAUUAACUUUCUUUCUUUCUUACUUUCCUUUCUUUCUUCCUUUCUGUCUUCCUGAGCUUGCUUUGUAAAUUUUGUGAGAAAAAUGUAAUAUUCUAUUUCUGUUAUUUAGUCUCCUGCUCGGUUGUUUUUAUCAAUGAACAAAUAGUGUUUUUUACGCUACUGCUUUGGUACAGAACAGAAGCAUGAGCGGCUGUACUGCAUAUGGCUGAAGAUCAUCUCUUGCUCUUCCUUUAACUCCUUUUUGUACACUUUUUGUACACCCUGUAAUGCCUUGAUCAUGGGGCAGGGUCCAGUUCACUUAAAACGGUGGAUAAACACUGAGUCAUUUUGCGCACUGUAUGUCAGGCUGUGGUUGGUUGUAUGUGUGGUUGUGUGUGUGUGGUUGUGUGUGUGUGUGCUCAGUGUCUGUCAGUGUCAUGCUGGAUGGGCUUUAGCUCUGUGCCUUGACUUUCCCUUCAGGUAUUUUAAGGGAGUCCAGCUUCAUUUGUAAAGGGGUUCAGUACUGAUUUUUUCCCUAAUACCUCAGAAUGACUCGUUUUUGGAUAUUUAUUGCUAUACUUUGCUGAUUUGCCGAUUGUGACACAAAGUUGGAACCUAGAAGCCCCUCCACAGAUGAAGCUCAACCCCACAGCUAGAGCUCUACUUGUCUCUUCAACUCUUCUACCUGAGAGCCAUCAGACCCACGAGGAGCAUUUGCUUGCCAUUAGCCAAGCCAGCUCUGCUUCCUGUGGAUCAACCGUCCGUGAUUUGCAUAUUUACUGUCAAAGGGUUGUUGGUUUUUUUUGUAUCAUUGAAGGUGUUUCAAUAAUAUAAAAAUGAGAAACUUC
Molecule: messenger RNA, 4531 nt
Organism: Hemibagrus wyckioides
Lineage: Eukaryota; Metazoa; Chordata; Actinopteri; Siluriformes; Bagridae
Gene: slc38a4
Product: solute carrier family 38 member 4
Exons: 17
Coding region: 396-2030 (544 amino acids)
Biological process (GO): amino acid transmembrane transport
Molecular function (GO): amino acid transmembrane transporter activity
Source: RefSeq, a predicted model, not a curated record